AUGCCCGAAAAUGCUUUUCUUGUAACAGCAGACGUUACGGCUCUAUACACAAACAUCCCCCAUGAUGAAGGAAUUAAAGCAGUACUCGAUUUUAUAAAACAAUUUAGAAAUGAAAUGCCUAAAUAUACCCCACCAAAUCAUGUCUUUCACACGCUGCUGCAUCUCAUUCUUAAAAACAGUUUUUUCAAAUUUAUGACAUCAUUUUAUCACCAAAUUAAAGGAACGUCCAUGGGUACAAGAAUGGCCCCACCUUACGCAAAUCUAUUUGUGGCAGUACUUGAAGGCCUAAUCAUAGCUGAUUUUCCCAGUUUUAUUGAAUUCUGGAAACGCUUUAUAGAUGACAUUUAUUUCAUAUUUACGGGAACUGAACUACAAUUAAAACAAUUAUUCACACACAUGAACAAAAUUCACCCUUCCAUAAAAUUUACUUUUGAGUAUUCAAAAUCAGAUAUUCCCUUUCUUGACACACGCAUAUAUAUUGACUAG
Hydractinia symbiolongicarpus is the source of this 486-nucleotide messenger RNA. RefSeq lists its product as uncharacterized. The record is from RefSeq and is a predicted model, not a curated record. The coding region runs from base 1 to 486 and encodes 161 amino acids. The transcript has a single exon. NCBI's taxonomy places the organism in Eukaryota, Metazoa, Cnidaria, Hydrozoa, Anthoathecata, Hydractiniidae.